Messenger RNA from Zymoseptoria tritici IPO323, 835 nucleotides. RefSeq lists its product as uncharacterized. The transcript has 2 exons. The coding region runs from base 60 to 674 and encodes 204 amino acids. Lineage: Eukaryota; Fungi; Ascomycota; Dothideomycetes; Mycosphaerellales; Mycosphaerellaceae. The record is from RefSeq and is a predicted model, not a curated record.
UCUCACCGAUUGUCGGCGACGUCGACUCAGAGCAAAGACCUCAACGAGGUAUAUAUUUCAUGCUCUCGUCCUCGAUAACUUCCUCUCAGCAUCUUCUCCAAUUCAAGACCUGCACGACCCAGCACGAACGCAACCCCAUCACCGCAUCAAUGCAGUCCACCACCCUCCUCCUCGCAGCCGCCAUGGCUCUGGUACAACCCGCCUUCGCCCUGCCAGGAACAGCCCUCCUUGCCAAAAAGGACGCCAGCUGGCACUGCACGCCCACUGGAAAAGCCGACCAGUACAACAGCUACGACUCGUAUGACGUGACUUCCACUUGCGAGCGACAGCCAGAUGCGUGCAACUGGGCCUGCGUGACGUUCGUGCAUUCAACUACAGUCGGGUGUCCGUCGAACAUGGAGGUGCAGGAUUUCGAAGAUAUGUUGUAUGCCAUUGCGCAACAAAUCAACAAAGACGGCUGGACGAAGACGUCUGAGCGUGGCAGGUGGCACGCUGGGUUCGACCUCAACACCUUCACUACCGCCAUCAAGGACCGGAGUGUUCUCUCGGAAUGGAACUAUCCAAUCCAGACAUUGAGGAACCGGGUUCGCGAUGAGGGAUUUGUGCAGUAUUUCCCGGGAACGGUGUAUUUGCAGAGCGAUUUGGGGAAUAUCAUUGUAACUCCCAGCUGCUAAUGAAGAGACGGGAUGAUAGUUGAGACGAGACUUGGACCGAUCAGCUGGUGAAUGAGAUGUACAGCCGCGGAUAUGUCUCAGCUGUCUGGCGAAGCGUGACUGAAUUUGAGCGGCGAUGUGUACAUACAUAUGAAGGCACUGUACAGAUUGUCAGCCUCACG